This is a messenger RNA of Frankliniella occidentalis (western flower thrips), 899 nucleotides long. RefSeq names its product coiled-coil domain-containing protein 115. The transcript has 2 exons. Lineage: Eukaryota; Metazoa; Arthropoda; Insecta; Thysanoptera; Thripidae. The coding region runs from base 142 to 678 and encodes 178 amino acids. Gene Ontology annotation, molecular function: proton-transporting ATPase activity, rotational mechanism. Gene Ontology annotation, cellular component: extrinsic component of endoplasmic reticulum membrane. The record is from RefSeq and is a predicted model, not a curated record. Gene Ontology annotation, biological process: vacuolar proton-transporting V-type ATPase complex assembly.
CUUGCCACUAGUUGCCUAUAGCUAGGAAGGCGGUGCCUGUGCCUGUCGUCUGCACUCGCAGCUGGCAGGUGUUUGUUGAUAUUUUUAUUUUUAUUAUUGUGUUAGUUACACCACAAGGGAAAAUAUUCUUAAGUAAACAAAAUGGUUGCAGAAAUGAGUGACAUCAAAGAUGAAUCCAGGCUAGACAGCGUGGGCCUCAAAGCUUUGGAGUUAAUGCAGCAAGUUAUCGAGAAAAAAAUGAGAUUACAAGAGUUAAUCAAGGCAGGUUCUAUCAACCUUGCAAAAUCUCGGUACAUUAUGGGGAAUAGAAAUGUUUCUGUGUCUCAACUGCCCACCGAAGACAGUGUACCUUUUUGGGCUCUUCGGAAAGUAGAAAACUCAUACUCAAACGAGAAUGGAAUUAAGACUCCUGUAUUCACACUUUUAGUUAAUCAACCUCUAAAGAAAACCAAAUCAGUUGAAGCUAAUGUAUCUGAGGGAUGCACAGAAGAUACAAGACCGUCAUCUGAUCCCUUGCAUUGGUUUGGAGUUCUUGUGCCACAAAAUAUGCGGGUUGCUCAAGAAGCGUUCAAGAAAGCAGUUGAUUUGUCAAUUGAAAUAGCUAACUUACAGUCACAUUUGGAAGCAUUAAGAAUUGAAUUCUGUGCUUUAAAAUUUGAAAAAAUGAAACUAACAUGAUUUCUGGUUGAAGGUUGAAAUUCUGCUGUUGUAGGGUAUGGGUUUUUCUGAAGCUGUUACGUUUAUAUAUGAUUUUGAAUUUCCUUCACCAAUCUAGGACACGAUUUAUCUUUUCUAUCACCUAAUUUAAUAAUUGUGUUGAUAUUAGCCUAUUAGUUGGUUCCCACUUACCAUGGUAUUAUAAGAUGAUAAAUGAUAAAUGAUUUGUAUUUUACCAAGCA